Molecule: messenger RNA, 4208 nt
Organism: Salvelinus fontinalis (brook trout)
Lineage: Eukaryota; Metazoa; Chordata; Actinopteri; Salmoniformes; Salmonidae
Product: acyl-coenzyme A thioesterase 1-like
Exons: 4
Coding region: 420-1775 (451 amino acids)
Biological process (GO): acyl-CoA metabolic process; fatty acid metabolic process
Molecular function (GO): fatty acyl-CoA hydrolase activity
Source: RefSeq, a predicted model, not a curated record
CAUACUUUUUCGGCACAGUCGAUAGCGCGCCGGACUUCGGGCUAGAAGCUCCCUGCUGUUUCAUUACAGUGUGAUGUAAGGUGAUUUGUAGAUCCGGCAGUCACCUGCUGUCAUUUUGAUGCUCUCGAACACGGCCAAUGAUACUUAGCCAUAUUUGGUGGUUAGUGGAAAGGUCAUGGCAAGAAGGGAUAUAGCGAAGACACUAUGCUGUGGCUACAGCUUUUGUCAAGUUAACGUCAAAAGUGCAUAUUAGCUAACCAUUAACUCUAUUCCUAACCUGCUAUGUUAAUUCUCCUAAUGUACGAAAAGUGAACUAUGACAAAAGCUGUAUCCAUCUAGUCAAAACCGAGUGGAAAUUUCAACCGGAUGCUUCAGAUUUAUACAUCCGGUGAAACAUCUGGCUACUUAUAUCUGUGGCCAUGUUGCACCAACGGGCUUACCGUGAAGUUAUCUCAAAAUUAUGGUUUAUACGAUUUCAGACAACAGGUUUGAAUUCGCAACAGGUUUGCGUCCGGCUUCUCCCCAGCCCUCGCUGUUUCUUCGACGAACCGGUGCACGUGAAGGUAGAUGGACUUUCUCCCCACCAGAAAGUAGAGUUGAGGUCCAAACUCAAGGACGAUAAAGGGGUCAUCUUCAGAGCUUCCGCUCUGGUCGCUGCAGAUGCUAGCGGACAGGUGGACCUGUGUCGCUCUCCCUCUCUGGGCGGCAGCUACACGGGAGUUGAAUCCAUGGGCUUGUUUUGGGCCAUGGCGGCCGAGACUCCACACAGCAAACUGUUAAAAAAAAAUGUUUUGGGUUCAAUGACGGUUGACAUAGAAGUGCUGCAUGGGGACACAGGUGAACUCUUGGCCACAGAGACCAACGAGAGGCGGUUCAUGGCGGAUGGGGUAAGGAGAAUACCGUUGGGCAUGAAAGAAGGGAGAAUUCGGGGAGUCCUCUUUCUACCACCCGGGCAGGGUCCAUUCCCCGGUGUACUGGAUGUGUAUACUCUGGGUGGAGGUAUAUCAGAGGUUCGAGCCAGUCUGCUGGCUAACAAAGGCUUUGUGGUUCUGGCUCUGGCCUACUAUGGCUUCCAGGACCUGCCCAGAACCUUGCCCAAAUACUUUGACCUGGAGUACUUUGAAGAGGCUAUCACUUUCCUGAGGCGACAGCCACAGGUACAGGGUCCAGGAAUAGGAAUCCUGUCCAUCUCGAAGAGUGGGGAUCUGGCUCUGUCCAUGGCCUCUUUUCUCUCUGGCAUCUCAGCCACAGCCUGGAUCAACGGCAGCAACGCUAAUACGGUGGCGCCACUGCACUACAAAGACCUCAUCAUCCCUUCCAUCACGCCUAUCGUUGAGAACGUCACCUUCUCACCGUCCGGCAUCCUCGACAUCCGAGACGCCUUACCGGACCCAGAGACUGAGGGGAACCGCGGUUCUGUGAUCCCAAUAGAACGUUCCAAUUCUAGGUUCCUCUUCGCUGCCUCUGAGGACGACAGGAACUGGAACAGCUGUCUCUUCGCCCAACAGGCUGCCGCCCGGCUGAGGCAUCAUGGGAAAGAGAACUUUGAGGUGGUAAUGUACCCCAGGGCGGGGCAUUUUCUGGAAGUACCCUACAUGCCCCACUGCCCGUCAGGCUUCCAUUCCGCGGUUGGUCAAGUGGUGGUGUUUGGGGGAGAGGCUAAAGCCCACCAUCAGGCUCAGCUGGACCUGUGGAGGAGGGUCCAGGAGUUCUUCAGGAAACACCUGGACAGGAACAACACUGCCCAGAAAGCUAUGUUAUAUACUAGAGGGUAAGACAAGGGUUUCCGUUAGGAACAUUUGGCACCGGACAACAUAACCGGGAAGAUUUUAAUUGACCAGACAUUGAGAAAUGUACUGGACAUCCGUAUGCAUUCAGAUCCGACUACAAAGAGAGAGGGAAAUAAACUGCCGACCUGGCGAGGCCAGUGCCAUCAUUAAACGAGGGAUAGCCUAUUGGCCAAAUGAGCCACAUUUUAGUUGUCCUUAACAGCCUAUAACAAAUUACAAAAACACUUCAGUGUUUUAGAUGUGUAGCAUAAGCAAACAUGUAUGGCCUAUUGUUUUAUUGGGUUUUACUUCCCUAAAACAUUUGUCCACCUCACGGUUCAGCUGUCGGGAUAUUUGAGCACUAAAUGCAUCAGGGCAUUGCAUGCAUAUGCCUAUAGGCUUAGACGUCCACCGUAUUAUAUGAAUAUAAAAAAAUAAAAAAAAACAUGUAAAAUAAGAGAGACUUAUUCCUUGCCCCAGAGACGGAGAGAGGAGAUGUGGCAUGCUGCGACACCUCCAUGCAUUUGUCAGAUGGUUAGUGUCUGCAAGAGAUAGAUGUACAGAAGGAGGCUUAUUCAUUCAUUUUCAAUCAUGUUUUUUAUAAACAUACUCCUAUAAACAAUAUGAUUAACUCUGGUAGGCCUAAAAUGUUCUUCCUCACAUAAACUUCAACUGUCAGAGUCGGUUGGAGCAUCGGUGCGCUCUGCUUUCAUAGUCCUGCAGCAGCCAAAGUUUAAUAGGCCUAAUAGCCGCACCAAACUUUAACAAAGGUUUCUCAACUUUAUUAGGGAAAUAUCAAAAGUCAUUGUUUGUAGAGAAAAUAUGAGCAGGCUAUUAUAUUGCAGUAAACACACCAUUAUACAGUUUUUUAUUUAUUUAUUUUUUAUUUAACCUUUAUUUAACCAGGUAGGCAAAUUGAGAACACGUUCUCAUUUACAAUUGCGACCUGGCCAAGAUAAAGCAAAGCAGUUCGACACAUACAACAACAUAUAGUUACACAUGGAGUAAAAACAAACAUAUAGUCAAUAAUACAGUGAAAAAAAAUAAGUCUAUCUACAAUGUGAGCAAGUGAGGUGAGAUAAGGGAGGUGAAGGCAAACAGAUAUAUGUAUAAAUAAAUAAAAUAUAAAAAGGCCAUGGAGGCGAAGUGAGUACAACACAGCAAGUAAAAUAAAAACUAAAAAACACUGGAAUGGUUGGUUUGCAUUGGAAGAAAGUGCAAAGUAGAGACAGAAAUAAUGGGGUGCAAAGGAGCAAAAUAAAUUAAUAAAUAAAUACAGUAGGUAAAGAGGUAGUUGUUUGGGCUAAAUUGUAGAUGGGUUAUGUACAGGUGCAGUAAUCUAUGAGCUGCUCUGACAGCUGGUGCUUAAAGCUAGUGAGGGAGAUAGGUGUUUCCAGUUUCAGAGAUUUUUGUAGUUCGUUCCAGUCAUUGGCAGCAGAGAACUGGAAGGAGAGGCGUCCAAAGGAAGAAUUGGUUUUGGGGGUGACUAGAGAGAUAUACCUGCUGGAGCGCGUGCUACAGGUAGGUGCUGCUAUGGUGACCAGCGAGCUGAGAUAAGGGGGGACUUUACCUAGCAGGGUCUUGUAGAUGACCUGGAACCAGUGGGUUUGGCGACGAGUAUGAAACGAGGGCCAGCCAACGAGAGUGUACAGGUCGCAGUGGUGGGUAGUAUAUGGGGCUUUGGUGACAACGGAUGGCACUGUGAUAGACUGCAUCCAAUUUAUUGAGUAGGGUUUUGGAGGCUAUUUUGUAAAUGACAUCACCGAAGUCGAGGAUUGGUAGGAUGGUCAGUUUUACAAGGGUAUGUUUGGCAGCAUGAGUAAAGGAUGCUUUGUUGCGGAAUAAGAAGCCAAUUCUAGAUUUGACUUUGGAUUGGAGCUGUUUGAUGUGGGUCUGGAAGGAGAGUUUACAGUCUAACCAGACACCUAGGUAUUUGUAGUUGUCCACAUAUUCUAAGUCAGAGCCGUCCAAAGUAGUGAUGUUGGACAGGCGGGCAGGAGCAGGCAGCGAUCGGUUGAAGAGCAUGCAUUUGGUUUUACUUGUAUUUAAGAGCAGUUGGAGGCCACGGAAGGAGAGUUGUAUGGCAUUGAAGCUCGCCUGGAGGGUUGUUAACACAGUGUCAAAAGAAGGGCCAGAAGUAUACAGAAUAGUGUCGUCUGCGUAGAGGUGGAUCAGAGAAUCACCAGCAGCAAGAGCGACAUCAUUGAUGUAAACAGAGAAGAGAGUCGGUCCAAGAAUUGAACCCUGUGGCACCCCCAUAGAGACUGCCAGAGGCCCGGACAACAGACCCUCCGAUUUGACACACUGAACUCGAUCAGAGAAGUAGUUGGUGAACCAGGCGAGGCAAUCAUUAGAGAAACCAAGGCUGUCGAGUCUGCCAAUGAGGAUGUGGUGAUUGACAGAGUCAAAAGCCUUGGCCAGGUCAAUGAAUACGGCUGC